UUGUUUGCUGCUAGGACCAUGUGUGUGUUUGUGUGUAUGUGUGUGACAGAGAUCCUGCAGUGUCACAGCUCGCUGACAUAAAAGUGAAGCGAUGAGAUCACACACGAGGAGAGGCGGACGCUAUAAAAGCUCAAAGCGAGCAAGAAUAAUCCUCAGCAGUAAAACAGGUGAAGCGCAUGACACCAGCCAGUGCGUUUGGAGAUUUCAGAAGAAAAAGUAGCGUGUUAGUUUUAGAAGGUGCUCAAAAGCUGCAGUCGAAUUCAGUUGUACUUUUAAUUAAAAAGUGAAUUUUGACGUCUCAAGCCCACCUAGAGGGGAUCGAGACGGGACUCAACAACUCACCUGACAGGUUUGAAAUUCUGCAGAACUGUUGCUGUCAACGACCUUUGAAGGAAAAGGGUCAGAAUGUGUUCAGGCGGCUUUGCAAAGUGUCUGGGUAUCAGCCUGAUGCCUCUUUCCAUCGUGUGUGUGCUCUGCAACAUCCUGCUGUUCUUUCCCGGUGGAACUGUCGUGGAGAAGGAUCAAAUCACAAGGCACGCUUUUUUUCUGGGAGGCAUCCUGGGAUCAGGUGUGCUGAUGAUCUUCCCAGCUUUAGUCUUCCUUGGUCUGAAGAACAACGACUGCUGUGGCUGCUGUGGAAAUGAAAGCUGUGGGCGAAGAUUUGCGAUGCUGAGCUCGAUACUGUUUGCAGCUGUUGGCGUUUUAGGAGCAGGUUAUUCGGUGGUUGUGUCUGGUGUGGCCAUCAACGAAGGUCCUCUCUGUCUCGUGAAUGGCACCGAGUGGAGUUAUCCCUUCUCAGAUGGGGACUACCUGUCUAACAGUACACUGCGGAAGCAAUGCACGGAGCCGAAGGACGUGGUGUCCUGGCACCUGUCUCUGUUCUCGGUGCUGCUGGUGAUGGGUUUGAUCCAGAUGGUUCUGUGUGCUGUGCAGGUGGUGAACGGCCUGCUGGGAGCUCUGUGUGGGGACUGCUGUGGCUGCUGUGGGGGGAGCGACGGGGCCUGAGUACUUCCUGUGGCUGACGGCGGACGUUGCUCCUAUAUUUAUUCUGUUUUCUGUUGGUUGCUUUUACAUUCAUUUCAUCAUCUUUCUGUAUAAAGAGCUCAUUGAUCACAGUGAGGGAUCUGAAAACACUGGAAAUGACAGAGUUCUUCAAGGGUUACUCUAAGUUUAUAUUGUUAAUUAAUUCUCUGUUGAGUCUAACUCCCACAACUAACCAGUGUGUGAUGCACGCACCAUGCUAUCUUCGUUUAUUUAAUUCCUUUGCUUGUUCUUUGUUUAAAUUUUCCUUUUCUUGUCUCAUAAAUAUCAUUUCUGCUGAUUAAUUUUAUGGUUAGUUGCUGCCCCCUAGUGGGCCAUAACCAUGAGACAAACUCAGGACUGAUCAUUUGUCCAAAAAUCAGCCUGUUUUACAUCUAACAACAUGUUAAACCUCUUGGACAUUUUUAAUUUAAUCUAAGUUAAUAUACUGCAGUAUUGGCUUCAUUUACAUAUUUUUUCUCAGAUUGUAACCUAACUGCUGGAUUAAUAAAGUUUAUGACGUUUCCUCCAUGUCUGCCUUGUGCAACACCACUUUGAUCAAAUAAAAGACACAAUUCAGAAUGGGUUA
This is a messenger RNA of Nothobranchius furzeri (turquoise killifish), 1609 nucleotides long. RefSeq names its product transmembrane 4 L six family member 4 (gene tm4sf4). NCBI's taxonomy places the organism in Eukaryota, Metazoa, Chordata, Actinopteri, Cyprinodontiformes, Nothobranchiidae. Gene Ontology annotation, cellular component: membrane. The record is from RefSeq and is a predicted model, not a curated record.